This is a messenger RNA of Gigantopelta aegis, 1736 nucleotides long. Its product is annotated as otoconin-90-like. Gene Ontology annotation, molecular function: A2-type glycerophospholipase activity; calcium ion binding. Bases 132 to 1055 code for a protein of 307 amino acids. The record is from RefSeq and is a predicted model, not a curated record. Gene Ontology annotation, biological process: lipid catabolic process; phospholipid metabolic process; arachidonate secretion. The transcript has 5 exons. Lineage: Eukaryota; Metazoa; Mollusca; Gastropoda; Neomphalida; Peltospiridae.
GGCUGAGAACGAGGGUUUUAACGGGAACCCCAGGACGCUCACAUUACCCAGUGAUUAGAUCAACGUCGUCGAGUUAACACAGUUCCUGGCAUUCAUCGCAGACUGGUGCCGCGAGCCGACCGACAACUACGAUGGAUCUAGGGCACAUUCGUCGGGGUAUUGUGGUCACAGCGUUUCUCACACUUUUCACAGUGUUGAUGGUAGACACCUGGCCGGUUGACAAACAUCGCAGUAAGAGAACCAUCAUACAGAUGUGUGGCUUGAUUAGUCUCUACACAAACCGCAGCUGUCUCGACUACAACAACUACGGCUGUUUCUGCGGACUAGGCAAUGCUGGACGCAAACCACUGGACACGGUCGACGCGUGCUGCUGGCGACACGAUUACUGUUACGGUCUGGUUGACUGCUUCUGGAUGUAUCCACAGUUGGUGGGCUACAAUAUACACUGUCAUCAAGGCAGGUGCGAGUGUACAGAUUCCAUGGAGAGCAGUCCGUGUGCGAGGACAACGUGUGAGUGUGACGUGCGCUUCGCCUCAUGUCUGGCAGAAGGACAAUUUCACAAUCACUAUGUUAACUACGACAGAGUACUGUGUGCACAACAACCCUGGUCGGACAGGACCGAGCAGGACGAGGACGAAGAGGAAGUGGAGAUAGAAGCCGACACCGAUGUACAGGAAGUUGAAGAACAAACAGAGAGUACACCAGAACCUACUGCAAGUCCAGCUGCUGAAGAACAAACCGAAACUGCACCAGAAGAAACUCAUGAUUCACGUCCAGACAGUGAAGACCAAAUAGAAAUUGAAUCAGAGGAAGCUGUAGAACGAGAAAGCAUUGAUAAUAAUUCACGUCGGGAAGCUGUAGAACGAGAAAGCAGUGAUAAUUCACGUCGGGAAGCUGUAGAACGAGAAAGCAGUGAUAGUAAUUCACGUCGGGAGUCUGCAGAACCAGAAACUGCAUCAGAAAGCAGUGAUAAUAAUUCACGUCGGGAAAUUGAAGAGCGUACUGCAUCACAAGAUAGCUACAACGACUACGAGCAUUUACCCGUCUUAACGUAAAUUACCUCUCACCAUCUUACAUCACAGUACAAUAUAACUGAGCGGGGACGUUAGAAUUGAAAGUAUCAUUGUAAGAAACCCGGUGAUUUGUUAUAGGUAAGACUGGUCGCUCCGUCUAGUGAUAGGCUGUUGUCAUCUCAGAGUGAAUGGUGGAUUCAUUCUGUUCAUCUCAUCUGACAGACUCCAUGCUAAACCACUGACAAAAACAAUUUCUACAAUUUUUGUUUUUAAUGGAAGUUUCUCUUUGAUGUAAAACAAUAUACCUUUAUCCUAAUUUUUUUGCUUUAAACCACAUCACAAGUUUAUAUAAAAUAAAGGUUUUGCUGUUUGAUACUGAAUCAUGUAGCACAUUAUAAAAGUGAACGCACAUCUAUAAAUACUAAAACUUUAUUGUAUAUCUACUAGUUUUGUUUCGUAAAAAAUAUAUAGAUCUCUUUUUUAUUAUUAGUUUACUUGUCAUUAUUGGUCUUGUUUAUGUGUGGAACAGAACAGUGGUAGUCCUCGAAAGACACAACAACCGAUAGGAAUUUAGAGUUACAUGUACUUUGUUAAAACUUCCUUUUGACUCUCUUGUGCUGAGAAACGGUUUUGAACAAAACUGCUUUAUUGUUCCGAUCAUACAAAAAUUUAUGAAAGCUUCAUUAUAAAAUGCAAUAUAUAAUAGCAAACUUUUUAAUUGAA